GUUUUCGCUAUUGUGUUUUAUGGUCAUUUCUGGUGGUUGUAUUUGCAUAAGAUUUGCUACGUAUGGCUUUGUUGAAUUACGCAGUUUAAAAUAACUGCCAUAACGAUCUAUUACAGACUUCAGUAAUGUUAGCAAGUUUAUCAACGCAAGAAUAGUACUAGUAAUCUGUACAAUAUAAUUGGUCGUUUCUAUCAUCCAAUAUACCGUACACCAGUGUAUACAUUUAUUGAGGGUAUAUUUUGGCUUGUACACGAUUCCGGUUUUGGUUUGAUAGGCAGGAAGUAAUCUCAAUCCAGGAACAAAAAAACCAACAACAACAACAACAAAACGAUUAGCACUAUUGGACUUACCCUUACCUCGAAGAUAUAUAAAGAUGUCCAAUGCUGAGACAAAUGUGCAGUCUCAACAUAUACAUUAUUACCCGCAUUUCUACAAGUUCGUCGUUAAAAAAAAAAAAAAAGAAUCCUUGGAUACUUACUGGUCGUUUCUCAAAAGCCUCCCAAUGAUAAAUAAAAAAUAAUACUAUUAAUAACUGACCAUUGGUGUAAUGCAAUUAAUUAUUUUGGGUAUGAAAGUCACUGUCACUUUUGAGUAACUGUAAAAUUUCCCAUGCUUUUCUUCUGGCUUCACACUGCACUUAAUCGCCCUUGGGUGGCAUGGGGGACAUUUUGAGGGAGAGCAGUAUUUAAUUCAGAUCCCCAUGGUUCUGUGUGUGAAUCUAGCAUCAUGUAUUGAAUGUGGUGGUUAUUUUUCUACAUGCAUUAUACAGGCAACUAACCAUAAAGCAGAAAGCCAUUAAGAACAGAGACUGGCAAAGUCAUGGCAUUGUUCUUUUAAUCUGUUCGGUUCUUUGUUGAUUGAGCAUUAAAAGGUCAAUUAUUAAGUUUGAGUCCUUUCAGUACUCACCAAUGCUUCCUGAACUUAAUCUGGCCUCGACAUUAGCUAACUGUUACCUAAGGUUUAAAUUGGAAUUAACUGUCCAAGUCAUAAUUGACGGACUAAAGUAAUACAAUGGAAAACCAAGAUAUAUUCUUUAAAACCUUGCAGCCCUACCAAGUAACACUUUAAACUAUGUAUCUAAUUUACUGGCAGAUCUUAAGGUUCCUGGUGGUAUUCCUUUUGAUAACCAGACGAUAGUUGCUGCUACAAUUCAAUUAUACAAAUAAACUGUUAACUCCCAAUAUUGCACUGGAAGACAGUCUAUUCUCAUAACUUGUUCUAAGUAUACAGUUUUUCUCAUUAAAGACAAUUUACGUCCGUGAACACGCAGGUGAUAAGCUGUACAACUGCAGCUGCAUUCUUCCUAAAACAAGCUCUGUAUCUAGGUGAACAUGUACUGACUUUGUAAUUUGCAUGUAAACGUACAGGUGCAUGCAUUAUUAAAUGUUUACAGAUUAUUAAAAUGCUGCCCCUUUGUAUUUAUCAAGUUUCUAUCAACUUCUGUCUAGUUUUAAAUAAUCUGUGAAGAGUGACAUCUGGGUUAUUUGAAUGGCAGUACACAUUUAACAUGUUUAUCUGUGGUACACCUUUGCCAUUUUACUGAUAGGAAAUAAUUAAAUGUAUAUGUUCAUUAUCACAACGAAAAUAAAGGCACUUCAAUUUGACAGUUAUUGGUGAUAUGCACAUGAGCAUUUGAAAAACUGCACUUAAGGUUUAAUUUAUUACAAUGUAUUUAUAUUUUACAUACACCUAAUUGUUAAAAACACACUUUGACGUGUUACACUCACAUUCAUAACAUUGUCAGGUAUCUCUGGAACCCAGUCCUGAUAUGAAUUCAGUGACGGCAUCAUGGGAUACUGGCUCUAAACCUGGAAAGAUUAAAUACAUGACUGCCAUUUACUGGGCUUGUAACUACCACUGUCUUUUGGUAAGAGUGUCAUAUUAUCAUGUAUAAAUCAUGUCAAUUUAAAAGAGUAAUAAAAGUAGGUCCAAAACUGAGAAACUUUAUUUCUUGGUAUAGGUAAGAUUGUGAUUUAACAAAACAAUACAAAAAUAAUCAUGUUUUUAACUAUGGAACAAGUAUGCCCCCUGCUGGUGACAAUCAAAAUGUUUUGGUUUUUUUAGUUUUUUUUUUUUACUGAUUUUCUUCCGGAUACCCAGCAGGUUUAUGAAAAGGAGUGUUGAGAACAAUCCUUUGGCUGUACAAAUUCACAGUAAAAAGGGACGUAUUUUUGUUUUUUGAACCUGCUCAAUAUGAAAUUUCUUGAUCACAUUUUAAUCUACAAAUUACAGUGGAUCACUGAGCAUGAAUGUCGAUAUUUACAAACCUCAAAUCCACAUGUUGCAACAAGUUGCAUACUGUCUGCACACACUAUGCAGCAACCAGUCGUGUGCUUUAGGACAUCUGUCCCAGAUGUUCUGUACCAGUAAACGGGGUAUCGUGCAUUCAGUGUGCAACGUGGAAAAGAACUGGACCUAACACGGCAGCGCUGCUGGCACACCAUUCUAGAAUACCUUGGCUUUUCCGCGAAUAUCACAUCUUUACAACGUGAUAAAACUAAAUAAAAUACAACAAUGAGUAACCAUCGUCCAGAUUCAGCUUUAAAACUGAUCGAUGUUAGCAGAAACGAUGCAUUUCGAUCCUUCUCCCCGACGUCUUUGAGCAACAGGGCGGUAAAUGAGCUUCAGGAGCAGAUAAGUGUUUUGAAGAGACAGCUGGAGGAAAAAGAAGAACUAAUAUUGUCUCUUACUACUGGCAGAAAUGCAAGUAGACCUGAUUAUCAGAAGGAAGCACCUGAUUCUUUCCUGGACAUGCCUGUCACUCGGGAACACCUGAACUGCUAUCGCCUGGCGGCUGAGGCAGUCCGCAGUGAGCUGGCCGCCCUGCAGGUCAAAUAUGAAUGUGCUAGCACAGAACUCCAGGAAGUUAAAUCCAGGCUGGCCUCCAGAGAGGCUUCAGUCCAUGAACUAAAAGGGGAGAUGGAGAGCUAUAAGGAGAACAAUGCCAGACAAGCCUCCCUGAUUAGCUCAUUGAGAAAGCGUGUUCAAGAGAUGGAGCAAGAGACUGGAGCCAUGGCCUCUUCCAAGAACCAUGCAGAAAUAAGUCUACACACUGUGUCCAAGGAGAACAGUGUGCUCAAGGAGAGAGUGGAGGAGCUGGAGGGCAAGCUACGAAAGUACAUCAAUGAAUGGGAUGACACAAAGCAGCAAGCUUCCAGCAGUGAGAGGAAAUACAAGGAGUUUCUUGUUCAGCUUGCUAGCAGAAUGGAUGUUGAAUGUAGAGGGAGAGAUGAUCCUCAGGACUUCAUAGUUUCCCAGCUUGACAAGUUGUAUAAUGAAAACACUCGACAGAAAUGCAGGAUUGCCAGCCUGGAGGAGACUGUGGCUGCCCAUGAGGUGGAGUCCAAAGCCAGCAGGGAGACUGUUAUGAGACUGGUCUCUGAGGUGGGCCGGGAGCAGAGAGCUGCUGCUUCCUUCACAAAGGAAGUGGAAUCUCUGCGCCAGGAGUUAGAAAAUACGAUACUGGCCAAGCGAAGCCUGGAACGUGAAAACCGAGCCCUCCAGGAGAGGCUGGAGGCCAGCAGGCGGGCCUGGGAGGCCUCAAAACUUGAGCUGGGUACCCUGGAGAAGCAGUCCAAAGAGCUGGACGGGAGUCUGCGCAGCAGUCUGUGUGAGGCCAAGUCCAACCAGAGCCUGCUGCAGGCUUUCAAGGAGGAACUGGCAGCGUUGCUGAGUGGGCGCAGCGGGACAGUGCACCCCACAGAGGAGGCCAUCAAAGAGAGGAUCCAGGAGAUCUGCAGCAGCAGAGAGAGCCAGAAAGAGAGCCUUUCUCAGAUGGAGGUGAAGGCAUCUCGACUGACUGACCAGUUGGAGAGGCAGACAGAGCUCCACGAGGCCGCACUGCAGAGAGCCCGACAAACCGAGGAGCAGCUGGGCGAGAUCCAGGAGAGGCUCAGUAGCAUGGAGGGAGAGCUGGUCUCUGGAGACGUGUUCCGGGAUGGCCUGAGCCAUGAAAAACAAAACUAUAUGCGAUUUCUGGACGAGCUCUCUGAGAAGAUGAAGCUGGACAGAGUGGUGCGUGAUCUCGGCUUUGACAUGAGGCUGGAUGCCAUCCAGUCCCGGGCUGAGCAACUGGUCAAACUAGAGAGUAAUGCCGUUGUUGAAAACAAGACUCUGGCACACAACUUGAACAGAAAGCUAAAGACUCAAAAGGAGCAGCUGGAGAGCAAGGAGCUACACAUGGAGCUGCUGAGGAAGAAGAUCGCCCAGCUGGAGGAGGAGAAGCGGAGCCGCACAGCGCUGGCGGUGGAGCGCGACGAGGCCAACCUCACCGUCAGGAAGCUGCAGAAGAAGGUGGAGAGGCUGCAGAAGGAGCUGGGCGCCACCCGGCUCUUCAACACAGACCUCAAAUCCAAACUCUCUGAUACCAACGAGCUCAAGAUUAAAACCUUGGAACAGAAUAAGACCAUUGAGGAGAUGAAUAAGAGUCUGGACAAGGUAGAGAAGGUGAAGGUGAAGAUGGAGAAGAGGCUGACGUCGGUGAAGUCAGCACUGGACUUCACUGAACACGAAGCCAAAGAGGAGAGGCAGCGAACCCACAGUCUCCUGGAGGCUGUCACCAGUGAACUGGCAACCCUCAAACACACCAUGGGGGAGCUGGCCAAGAGGGAGAGACAGCUGGUGGACUUCCGUCAAGUAGUGUCUCGGAUGCUGGGCUUGAACGUCAGCACCCUGGCCCUCCCCGACUAUGAGAUCGUCAAGCGCCUGGAGAAGCUGAUCCAGGGCCGCCACUCCCACGGUGUGGCCUGUCUUUGCCUGGAUAACUCCCGGGAGCAACUCAACCAGGAUUUCACAACCAGAUACAAUCAUGCCAGGGGAACUCUGACCGCUCCUUCUGCUGCUGAUAAAUUUCACAAUGCAGCCUCCUGAGGGCACCAGAGUCUUGUGCUUAGGAAAUGCUGUCUAAUUCCUUUCACAACAUAUACUUUUUCUAUUUAGGUAGUUUAAUUAAGGCAUGAUAUACUGUCUUCUGUUUAGCAAUUUGGGCAAUAAGAUUUGAUUGUGUUGUGUUGUGCUGUGCAGACUGAAACCCUAUAAAAAUAUUUCAACAUAGUAGGAUGAGAAAUAUGGAAGUUGGUCAAUGUAAUGAUUGUACUUUAGUAUAAAAACAGUAUGUUAUAUUAUAAAAGCUAGGUGAUAUUAAGUGCCAAAAAGGUCUGUUGUCAUCUUAGGUUGGCUAUAAUCACACCAUUGCCAAAAGUGACUCCUCCUGGCAGUUGAUGGCACUAUGGUUGUGAGCUUACAAAUCCAGUCUAAAUUUAAAUCUGUUGUAUUACAGAACUUUAACUUCAACAAUGUUCUUUGUGUUAAUAAUUAAGUUGUGUAUGAGCGAACAUAAAAUUCAAUUAAGUAUUGAUGUAUUGCUUAUCAAAUAAUUAAUACAUUCCACAGUAAUUAAUGUCAAACACUAACACAAACCUUAGUUCAUCAUUAACAAGCGCUUAUUUUUUUAAAGAUCACUGAAAAGGUAAAGAAAAAAAGUUCAAUAAAAUAUGCAACUAAUAAACAAUAAUGCUCCUGUGGAUAUUUAACAUGUGUACAGUGCCUGUGUCUCCCUUACCUGGUUCUAUCUGCUCUGUCCAAACAGGCACCCGGUACAUUUUCCUACAGUAGCUGGUUCUUUUUUAAUAUACCGGAAUACAUAAGCAAAGCAUUAUUUAUCAGUGUAUGAACAACAGUAGAGUCACUCGAUUGUGAAAUUAUAUUUAGUCAAAUUACUGGGUGAUCUCUUUGAAAAUCAAUACAAAUCAAAACAUUUAUCUUUUCAUUUCGUAAUGUUUCAUGUACGAAAAAUGUAAAGAUGUAUUACAGGGCCAUAUCCACACUUUGAGGAAUUAUUUUGUUAAGGUUCCAACAGUUUUAUAUACAUCUGUGACAUUUAUUCUAACAAAAUAAUGUGCCCUUAAACUGUAUAUUAAGUUAAACGUACAAAUAUUAACUGUGCAGUAAGAUAUAUUAUGGAACUCAGAAUUUAACAAAUAAAGGAAGACACACCUAUUUCAAAUCUAUUUUCAUUCAAUUUCCUGUUCUUAAUAUUGCAUUAGAGAACAUGUUUAUGGUUUCCAGAGAAAAUGAUGUAGUAAAGACUUUUACACUGA
Molecule: messenger RNA, 6098 nt
Organism: Acipenser ruthenus (sterlet)
Lineage: Eukaryota; Metazoa; Chordata; Actinopteri; Acipenseriformes; Acipenseridae
Product: coiled-coil domain-containing protein 170-like
Exons: 14
Coding region: 2515-4869 (784 amino acids)
Source: RefSeq, a predicted model, not a curated record